Molecule: messenger RNA, 920 nt
Organism: Phasianus colchicus (ring-necked pheasant)
Lineage: Eukaryota; Metazoa; Chordata; Aves; Galliformes; Phasianidae
Gene: SOD3
Product: superoxide dismutase 3
Biological process (GO): superoxide metabolic process
Molecular function (GO): copper ion binding
Source: RefSeq, a predicted model, not a curated record
UGCAGGUUUUGCAGGCUCUCAAUUGCCAGGAUGCUUCUGCUUCUUUCUCUGGUCACUGGACUGGCCCUGUCUGCCUUUGGUGUCGUGACAGAAACAGGAGCCGAUCCAAGCUGCGCAUCACUUCAUGAUGUACAGAGAAAAGUGAAUGACCUCUGGCAGAGCUUGCUCUAUCCAGUGAUGGCUGAUAAUGAGACUGAUGGGCUGACCUACGCCACCUGUGAGAUGAAGCCCAGCUCCAAAAUAGAUGCUGACAAGCCACAAGUGACUGGACAAGUCUUAUUCAGACAGCAUUACUCACAAGGAAGAUUAGAAGCCAUUUUUCACUUGGAUGGGUUUCCACUGGAUAACAACCAGUCUGGCAGAGCUAUACACAUCCACGAGCUCGGAGAUCUCAGCAACGGCUGUGACUCCACGGGAGGACACUACAACCCCUUCAGAGUGAACCACCCCCGCCACCCCGGGGACUUCGGCAACUUCUCUCCUAAAGAUGGCAAAAUCAGAAAAUACAAAUCUAAUCUCUUCGCCACAAUGUUUGGUCCGUAUUCCAUCCUGGGCAGAUCCGUUGUGAUCCACGAGCAGGAAGAUGACAUGGGCAAGGGCAAUAACAAGGCCAGUCUGGAAAAUGGAAAUGCUGGCAAGCGUCUGGCAUGCUGCGUGAUUGGGAUCUGCAAUAAGAACUUGUGGGAGGCGAAACAGUUUGAGGCUACGGACAAGAAGAAGAGAUGGCUCCGAACCAGGCUCAGCUGAAGACCUGCAGUCGAGCUGCCACCUGGGCAGCAUCAAGUACCUUAGGGUGCACUGUUGGCCGCUUAGAUGGCAAAGGGGUUCCCACUUCCAUUUUCUUGCUUCUCUGAGAAAUGCAUAUCACUUUGUAGAACCACCUUUCUGUAAGCUGAUCAAUAAAAACAGCAUCAACUCAA